This is a messenger RNA of Prosopis cineraria, 1710 nucleotides long. RefSeq names its product probable 3-hydroxyisobutyrate dehydrogenase-like 3, mitochondrial. Gene Ontology annotation, molecular function: NAD binding; NADP binding; oxidoreductase activity. The transcript is spliced from 2 exons. The record is from RefSeq and is a predicted model, not a curated record. Bases 100 to 1023 code for a protein of 307 amino acids. Lineage: Eukaryota; Viridiplantae; Streptophyta; Magnoliopsida; Fabales; Fabaceae.
GAAUAUUCCGUUUAGCCUAUCUGAUCAGCAAAAUCCGAGUCUUCAGUCUUCACAGUACUCUUCGCAAUCAAUCCAUCGUCAUCGUCUCUUCCACAAUCCAUGGGAACUCCAUACCCGAACCUCAUCAAUCCGACUCAGACCCGAAUUGGGUGGAUAGGCAUCGGCGUUAUGGGUGCUGCGAUGGCCUCUCGCCUUCUCUCCGCCGGCUACUCCGUCACCGUCUACGCUCGCACACCAUCCAAGGCUCUUCCUCUGCAAUCUCUAGGCGCCCGUGUCGCCGAUUCUCCGGCUGAAGUCGCUCGGUCCAGCGACGUCGUAUUCACCAUGGUAGGUCACCCAUCCGAUGUUCGAUCAGUCGUCUUACAAGACCCUAAGUCAGUUCUCUCCGGUCUAACCCCUAACUCCGUCACUGUUGACAUGACCAGCAGCCACCCUGAUCUCGCCAGAGAGAUUUUCGCCUUAGCACGUGAGAAAAAUUGUUGGUCCGUGGAUGCGCCAGUCUCUGGAGGCGAUAUAGGUGCGAGAGAUGGAAAAGUAGCCAUAUUUGCUGCUGGAGAACAAGAUGUAGUGAAUUGGUUAGAACCCUUGUUUCGGAUUCUAGGGAAGGCUACAUAUGUGGGUCAGGCAGGGUGUGGACAGAGCUGCAAAAUAGCGAAUCAGAUUACUAUUGGGGCUAAUCUGAUUGGUUUGAGUGAAGGUCUGGUGUUUGCAGAACGGGCAGGGUUGAAUUUGAAGCAGUUUGUGGAAGCAAUUAAAAGAGGGUCUGCUUACACCAAGGCGUUGGAGUUAUAUGGAGAGAGGAUGAUUGAGAAGGACUUCAAGCCUGGUGGGUUUGCUGAGUAUAUGGUGAAGGAUUUGGGAAUGGGGUUGGAUAUUGUGGAGAAGGGUGAGGAUGAUAAAGUUGUGGUUUUGCCUGAAGCUUCAUUGUGCAAGCAACUAUUCUCCAGUAUGGUAGCUAAUGGAGAUGGAAAGCUUGGUGGUCAAGGGCUUAUCUCUGUUAUUCAGAGAAUCAAUGGGAAAUGAGUUACUAAUUCCUCAAUACUUUGAAUGAUGGAUAUCAGCAUCUUGCAGGUUAUAUCUGCAGGUUUGCCUUACAAAAUAGAUUGGCUCUAAAGCAGCUGUCAUAUGAGCUUGUACACGAAAAGCAUGAAUGUUGUAUCAUUUGAUUGGACAAAUCUUGAUACGCAUUGAAGAACAUGUAUGCAUAUUAUGUUACGAGCUUCAGAAGAAGAGAUCAUCCAUAAAAAACUAGCUUAUUCAGAGGGAGAGCUUCUCAUACUUAUAAAUCACACUUAUCUUAUGCGAUUUUUUGUUGUAGGACUCAUAACAUAUUGAUGGUCUACUAAACAACAGCUCAAUAUGUGUUGGGUAUUUAAAAAGUAAAGACAUACUAAUAUGCACGCCCUGUUUUAUUACAAAAACAUUUGUAUUUCUGGAGACAACUAGAUCAAAAUAGCAGCAGAGCGUAGUUUAUAAAAGGACAGGAAUCAUGGCCAUCAUCUUUACUGCAUAAGAAUGGCAGUACCAAGUGUAAUUUGGUUGGGACUUGUUUGAACUUUGAACCUUGGGCUUAUUAAUCUCUCAAGGUACCAUUAGGGUAGGGUUCUUCGUAAGAAAUGUAAAGAAUCAAAGCAUUUCACUAGCCAGUUUCAAGGUAUGUGAUUAAAGUCUAUAAUUGCUAGCUUGUAAUUCUAAUACAGGCUUCUGUUA